Cuscuta europaea is the source of this 1992-nucleotide messenger RNA. The record is from the annotation of a GenBank genome assembly. Lineage: Eukaryota; Viridiplantae; Streptophyta; Magnoliopsida; Solanales; Convolvulaceae.
AAAACAUAUUGGUGAAUUCUGAGUCAUUUCUUUCACCUACACCGCCAAAGUCCUCUUCUUCCCCCUUUCAGUCGUAGUCCGCUUUUUGAACUGAACUGUGUCCUCGGCUUAACACACCUACUCUGCUACCGCUCCUCCCUGCUCCCUCGCCACUAGAUCGCUGGAAGCGGCGAAGACGUCGGCUCCUAGCGACCUCGCUCCACCCUCAAGUCGACUGCCCAACUUCGUCAUCUGUCUUCGCCUUCUCCUUUGGAAAAGUGGUCUCCCAGCUGAUGAAUUGACGAAAACGAUUUGGAGUGCUAAAAUUGCGAUAAGGAAUGCUGGAAUUGGCUUAUGUAUCAUUUCUAUUGGUGUGGCACAAAAGACAAUCAUUUCCAUAGCAUGGAGUAGGUUGAGAAGUCAAAGGGAAGAUAAAAGCUCUGAAACAGGAAAACGGAGGUAGGAUGAGGAGUAAAGGGGAAAAAGAGGAAUCGGCAAGGGAUUCCAUAAGUAUACUGGCAGUGGUUUCAAUUUUUACUGUGUUUGUAGUUGGAGUAGUCAUUGGGUUAGCUUCGAGCACACACAUUGAUAAAUACCUGAACUUUCAAACUCAACAGCCCCACACAAACACUGCCUUCCUUGGUUCAGGAAAUAAUUUUGUUUGUGAGGAUUGUUUGAGCAUGGAGAGUUUUAUCCGUCCUAGCACUUUGAAUCAUGGAAUGAAAGAUGAGGAGUUGUUCUGGAGGGCAUCAUUGGUGCCCACAAAGAAUGAGUACCCCUUUCAGCGGGUGCCCAAGGUGGCUUUUAUGUUCUUGACCAGAGGGGCAUUGCCUAUGAUGCCUUUGUGGGAGAGGUUUUUUUAUCGCCAGGACAAGAACAAGUACGGAAUUUAUGUGCACGCCCCUCCAGGGUAUGAGUUCAAUGUGGCCAAUAACUCUGCUUUCUACAACCGUCAAAUCAAGAGUCAGAAAGUUGAGUGGGGAUCAGUAUCACUGGUUGAUGCGGAGAAGCGGCUUCUAGCCAAUGCUCUUCUUGACUUUUCAAAUGAACGGUUCCUUCUUUUGUCUGAAAGCUGUAUCCCACUUCACAGUUUUCCCACUGUCUACAAAUACCUCACUGAAUCACACCAUAGCUUUGUUGAAUCAUAUGAUGACCCAUCACGUUACGGUCGUGGCCGCUACAACCGUAGGAUGAAUCCCAAUAUCAAGCUCCCAGAUUGGAGAAAAGGGUCUCAAUGGUUCGAGCUGGGCCGUAUUUUGGCUAUCAAUAUAGUUUCAGAAACAAAAUACUACAACCUGUUUAAGAGUUACUGUCAUCCUUCUUGCUACCCCGAUGAGCAUUACAUUCCAACUUAUCUUCACAUGUUCUACGGGCCCAUGAAUGCUAACCGUUCCGUGACUUACGUUGAUUGGUCGCUCGGUGGUCCGCACCCGGCAACAUAUGCCGCCGUCAACAUUACUGAAGGCUUCCUGGAGGGUAUAAGGUACAAUGACACUUCUUCAUGUUCCUACAACUCCGGGAAAACGCAACUGUGUUACUUGUUUGCUAGAAAGUUUGCACCAAGUGCUCUUGAACCUUUACUAAACAUAUCUUCCAAAGUGAUGGGGUUUUAAAAGUUUUGACUGAUAUUUUUUCCCUGUUCCUUUGUAAUUUGCUUGACCAUCCUUAUAGAGGAUUUGACAUUUGAUGUGAUUUAGGCUACUUAGUUUCAUUGUUCUCUAUAGGGCAGUGUAUAGUUUAGGAGUUGGUCCAAUAAAUUAGUACCGAAGCAUUCAUGUAUGUACACUAGGUCAGCCCCUCCAUUUUUUUGUUGACUUCCCCCCUUAACUGCAAAAAGCUUCUCAAAAGAGAGGCAUAUGGGAUACUGCAUUUAUUCACCCACCUAAAGAAAGAAGCAAUGCCCCAUUUUCAUUUUGUUACUUGGUUGUUCUGCAUCCAUCUCCAGCAUGUUGGCAAUGAUGGACUGUAAUCCAAUGUAAAUGGAUUUCUUCUUAAUUUUUUAGUGUUUCUUUU